This is a messenger RNA of Fopius arisanus, 2694 nucleotides long. RefSeq names its product Inositol-3-phosphate synthase (gene Inos). Gene Ontology annotation, biological process: phospholipid biosynthetic process; inositol biosynthetic process. The record is from RefSeq and is a predicted model, not a curated record. Bases 483 to 2024 code for a protein of 513 amino acids. The transcript has 3 exons. Gene Ontology annotation, molecular function: inositol-3-phosphate synthase activity. Gene Ontology annotation, cellular component: cytoplasm. Lineage: Eukaryota; Metazoa; Arthropoda; Insecta; Hymenoptera; Braconidae.
GUAUGGAAAAUUUUAUAAUUUCCUCACGACUCGUGGCCAGGAAAUUUAUCUCUCACGAAUUCCUAUAGCCUAAAAUGUGAUCUUUCACCUCUGAUGAGUCACAUGACGCGUAACGAAAGAAUUUAGCCUCGUAUUUUUAUUAAUUCUGUAAUCGUAGUCAAGUGAAAAAUAAUAAUUGGAGUGGGGAUUUGAGUGCUCUUAAGGCGCAUGUCCCAGGGUCCGUCAUCAAUCGCUCACGUUCUCUCGACGAAAUACUAUCGUAAACCCGGCGUUUCCAAUUUUCCAGUAAUUUCUACGACUUCCAAGGGGAUGGGAAGUAAUUGAUAAAUUCGUCUGGUUUUUGUUUCGGUCUAUACGAUUUUUUUUAUCAGUUGUUUGGGGGUCUCCCGGGGCGAUAACGAGUGGACACUUGAGAUUAGAAGUAUUACAGGAAAGUUUGACAAAUCAAGAGCUCGAUUUCGAGGAUUUUCAGACGAUCUGCGAUGGCUCCGAAAGUUGUUGUUAAUUCACCGAAAUUGAAGUACACCGAGCAGUACAUCGAGGCGGAAUAUGAGUACCAGACGACGAAGGUGGACACCCUGGGUGAUGGAGACACCAUGACUGUGACACCCGGGUCGACGUCGCUCGUCAUCAGAACGGAGUCAAAGGUCCCGAAGUUAGGAGUGAUGCUGGUGGGCUGGGGAGGAAAUAAUGGUACGACAAUAACAGCUGCCCUUCUCGCCAAUAAAUUGAAACUCUCCUGGGAGACGAAGGACGGUUUACAAAAUGCCAAUUGGUAUGGAUCCCUAACCCAGGCCUCAACAGUCUGGCUAGGAACAUCCGGUGAUAAAGAAAUCUAUGUCCCAAUGAACUCUCUCCUCCCCAUGGUAGACCCUGACUCCAUCGAAGUCGACGGAUGGGACAUUUCGAAUUUAAAUAUGGCUGAUGCCAUGAGCAGAGCAAAAGUCCUGGACAUCAACCUCCAGAAACAGCUGGUGCCCCACAUGGAGAAAUUCAAGCCCAGAAGGAGCAUUUACUACCCCGACUUCAUCGCUGCUAAUCAGGAAUCACGUGCCAACAACCUGAUCCCCGGGUCGAAGCAGGAGCAGCUGAAUUGUAUCCGAAAGGACAUAUCAGAGUUCAAAUCCACUCGAAACCUAUCAAAAGUAAUAAUCCUCUGGACAGCGAACACCGAGCGUUUUUCCUCAGUGAUACCAGGAGUUAAUGACACAGCGGAAAAUCUCCUGGAGGCAAUUGCCUCGAAUCACUCAGAGAUCAGCCCCAGCACGAUGUUUGCUGUUGCAGCUUCCCUCGAGGGUUGUACUUACAUCAACGGCUCACCCCAGAACACUUUCGUCCCGGGUGCUGUUGAUCUCGCUUUGAAAAACAAAACUUUCAUUGCUGGGGAUGAUUUUAAAUCCGGCCAGACGAAGCUCAAAUCAGUCCUGGUGGAAUUCCUGGUGUCAGCAGGGAUAAAACCAGUGUCGAUAGCCAGUUACAAUCACCUGGGGAACAACGACGGUUUCAAUCUGUCAGCACCCCAGCAGUUCAGAUCGAAAGAGAUAUCCAAGAGCAAUGUGGUGGAUGAUAUCGUGGAGUCGAAUAAAAUUCUGUACCAGGAGGGAGAGAGGCCAGACCACUGCAUCGUCAUCAAGUACCUGCCAUACGUUGGAGAUUCAAAACGAGCGAUGGACGAAUACGUCUCUGAGAUAAUGCUAGGGGGUCACAAUACAAUUAUUGUUCAUAAUACGUGUGAGGAUUCCCUCCUGGCGAGCCCCAUUAUCCUGGAUCUCGUCGUCCUGGCGGAGUUCUGUGAGAGGGUCUCGGUGAAGUCCCAGGGUGGCGACUUCGAGAGGUUCGACAGUGUUCUGUCGUUGCUGUCGUACCUCUGCAAAGCUCCCCUUGUUCCCAGGGGUGCACCUGUCAUCAAUGCCCUUUUUAAACAGAGAGCUGCCAUCGAGAAUGUCCUCAGGGCGUGCCUGGCACUGCCUCCUGUCAAUCACAUGCUCCUCGAGCACAGGCUUCCAGUGGAAAUUAAAAAAUAAUUGCAGUAAGUAUGGAUUCCUGGUUCAGGAGUUUUGGGGCGUGUCGUUGAAUGCCUGGGGCUUGUCUCCAAAUUUUUUAUUAUCACGUAUUCAAUUAAAAUUUAACAUUCAUUAAAUUUUUUUGUCAAUUUUUUAUGGGAUUUUCAGAAUAGAGUCUUUAAAAUUUUGGGACAUGCCAGUUAAUGACACAACAGUAUUGCAUUCUGUUUAGUUAUGACUAGAUAGAGUAAUGAGAGUUUAUUGAUAAAAAUAAAAGUUUGAAUUGAUUAAUAAAUUGAUGAUUAUUAAUGGAUUAUUAACAGUAGAUGAUAAGUUGUCGUUUGAAUUUUAUUACUUUCUGUUUCUAGAUUUUUUUUUAAUGUAACGAGUAAUCAAAGUACAUGUACGCAAAUAGAGCUCUAUUUUCAUGAGAUAGUUGACGUUAUUUGAUGACCACGAAUUCGUCAUCGAUGUGAUAAUUUAAUGAAGGACCAAAUAUUCUCCAUCAAUUAUUCCCCACGCAGUAUCAAACUCCAGUAUUACCUAGUAUUUUUUACUGUUUAUCAAUAAAAUAUGGAGAUCUGUCGACGAUCGGAAAAAAAUCAUGUACUUGGCGCAUUAGUGGUGUUGAUAAUUAGCGGCUAAAAUUCUGUAGAUAUUAAUGUAUUCAUAAUAAAGAGAAUUUCAAAUG